Molecule: messenger RNA, 1425 nt
Organism: Anisakis simplex (herring worm)
Lineage: Eukaryota; Metazoa; Nematoda; Chromadorea; Rhabditida; Anisakidae
Source: the annotation of a GenBank genome assembly
AUGUUCGACGUCGAUUGCUGGACGAUUUUAGGUUUAGUAUGGGUUGUGUCUUUAUGGGACUUUUAUCUUUCGAUACGUCAGUAUCGUGUACAUCGCGAUACGGCAACUAGACCCGAAAAUGUGAAGGCGAUCAUCUCCGAGGAGGACUACGCUAAAGCGCGUUUGUAUGCGAUCGAUAAACAUCAUUUCAACUUUGUACGAUCAAUCUACGGGCUACUGCAGUUAACGGCACUCGUUGUUUUCGAAUUAUUCGUGAUUUUAUGGACUCUUUGUGGCUCUAUAAACGAAAGAAUCGGUGUUUCAAGUCAGAUGAGAACAGAUGAAAAAUGCUUUCAGAUGGCUCAGUCAGUAGCGUUCAUUUGCUUAACGACUCUCAUUGAGACAGUUUUGAGUUUUCCAUGGCAGAUUUAUGAAACGUUUGUUAUUGAGCAGAAGCACGGCUUCAACAAACAGACAUUCGCAUUUUUCCUCAAAGAUAAAAUCAAGAAAACCAUCGUUGGCCUCAUGUUGUGUGUACCAAUCACAACGAUUGUUAUAUAUAUUGUAGAGAAUGGUGGAAAGUAUUUCUUCUUUUAUGUUUGGAUCUUUUUAUCGAUUGUUCUCUUUUUAUUAAUGACCAUCUAUCCCGAAUUCAUUGCACCGCUUUUCGAUAAAUACACUCCUCUACCGGAGAGUGCAUUACGUGAAAAGAUUGAGAAGUUGGCCGAUUAUUGCCAUUUUCCAUUGAAAAAACUGUAUGUUGUUCAUGGGUCGAAACGUUCUGCACACAGCAAUGCGUAUAUGUAUGGAAUUUGGAAUAAUAAGCGCAUCGUUCUGUAUGAUACGCUGUUAAGUGAAGAAAUGAACGCAAAACUGAAUGAGGCUGAAAAAAAAGUUGACGAUGACGGAAAACAAGGCGAUGAGAGCAAGGACGAAGAGAAUAAGAAUGAAGAGGGAAGCAAAAUAGAGAAAAAGAAUGUGGGUCUUGAGGAUGACGAAGUUGUUGCGGUGCUUGGUCAUGAACUGGGUCAUUGGCACUUUCUUCAUAAUGCCGUCAAUAUUUUCAUCACAGAGGCCAAUUUACUUGGUAUGCUUGCGGUAUUUCAUCUGUGCUAUCAGAAUUCGCAUCUUUAUAAUGCUUUCGGUUUCUAUGAUUCGAAACCAACAAUUAUCGGAUUCAUCAUUGUUUUUCAAUACAUUAUGGCUCCAUAUGAUGAGCUGAUUUCGUUCCUAAUGACGAUGCUGUCGCGACGGAUGGAAUUCAGUGCUGAUCAAUUUUCACUUUCACUCGGCCACGGCAAGCAGUUAUGUGCAGCUUUGAUAAAAUUAGGCAAAAACAAUUUAUCAUUACCGGUCGACGAUUGGCUUUAUUCGACAUUCAAUCACUCGCAUCCGUCAAUUCCUGAACGAAUUGAAGCAAUUGAACGCAAGCAGAAAAGUGAUUGA